UGUUGAUUGAUGCUUCCCGGAGGUGGUGGGUCCAUGAAAGACUGCGAGUAUAGUCACAUAAGUACUCGCAGCUCGUCGCCCAUGGAGUCCGCACACAAAAACAGCACUCCCAGGAGGAAAUGGGAAGUUUUCCCCGGCAGGAACAAAUUUUUCUGCAAUGGAAGGAUUAUAAUGGCUCGACAGACCGGCGUCUUUUAUUUCACCCUGGUCCUGAUUGUGGUCACCAGCGGACUGUUCUUCGCUUUUGAUUGCCCAUACCUAUCGGUACACAUCACCCCCGCUGUGCCGGUGAUAGGAGGGAUCCUGUUCUUCUUUGUGAUGGGAACCCUGCUGAGGACCAGUUUCAGUGACCCCGGAGUUCUGCCCCGAGCCACCGCACAUGAAGCAGCAGACCUGGAGAGCCAAAUAGAUGUUGCCAAUGGCUCCAGUUCAGGAGGAUAUCGCCCCCCUCCAAGGACCAAAGAGGUGACCAUCAACGGACAGAGUGUGAAACUGAAAUACUGUUUUACCUGUAAAAUAUUCCGACCGCCUCGUGCCUCUCAUUGCAGCCUUUGUGACAACUGUGUGGAGCGCUUUGAUCACCACUGUCCGUGGGUGGGUAACUGUGUGGGGAAAAGGAACUACCGCUUUUUCUACAUGUUUAUUUUGUCGCUGUCUUUCCUGACCAUCUUUAUAUUUGCCUUUGUCAUCGCCCACGUCAUCCACCGGUCUCAUCAGACAGGAUUCUUGAACGCACUGAAGGACAGUCCCGCUAGUGUGCUGGAAGCAGUCGUUUGCUUCUUCUCUGUGUGGUCUAUUGUCGGUCUCUCAGGAUUUCACACAUACCUGAUCAGCUCCAAUCAAACCACCAAUGAAGAUAUUAAGGGAUCAUGGUCAACUAAAAGAGGCAAAGAAAACUACAAUCCCUACAGCCAUGGGAACAUUGUCACUAACUGCUGCGUGGCGCUGUGUGGACCAGUACCUCCCAGUUUAAUUGACAGAAGAGGCUUUAUUCAGCCAGAUACACCACAGUCAGUAGCACCAUCUAAUGGAAUCACGAUGUAUGGGGCGACACAGUCUCAUAGCAACAUGUGUGACCAGGACCAGUGCAUUCAGAGCACUAAAUUCGUUUUGCAGGCUGCAGCCACACCCCUGUUGCAGACUGAGCCCCACCUAACCAGCGACGAGCCGCCCCUGCCGGGGAAGAUCUCCCUGAGCGCUCCCUGUGCCCCCCUGCCCCUUGGACAGCCCACCCCGCCGUCCUCCACGCCAAACCUGUCAUGCGACACCACGCUGUCGGACAUGCUGCCAGUGCGGGAGGAGCAGGAAGGACCCCACUUCCUGACCCCAGAGGAGGCCCCCUCCUCGCUGGGAAUGCUGUCCUCGGGGAGCUCCCUGACCCACAGCCACACCAUGCAUGUGUUCAACCUGGCCAGCCAGGACUCUCUGCAUGAAGACUCGGUGCGAGGCCUUGUCAAGCUGAGCUCCGUCUGAGCACAUCCGUCCCCACUGAAAUCCCUGUGAUAUUCCCAGGACAGACUGGAAUGGACAUGCCGAGGGACUCAUUCCCAGGACAGACAGGAAUGGACAUGCAGAGGGACUCAUUCCCAGGACAGACUGGAAUGAACACGCAGUGGGACUCCCCUUUCGGAAGCUUGUGUUUUGGUUCUUAGUUAAAUGCUGCCUUGCAGAGCCUUCAGUUUAUGCAGGCCAGUCAUGCCAGACUUGAGGCACAGUUUCACCGUGAUGAUCAUGCAAGACAUUGUGACACGCCAUGCUGAAUCCCUCCUGAACUGGAAUGCAUCGUUUGGUAAAGCAGCCAAUGUGGACACAAUGGGCUUCUCUUAUACUGUGCAAGUGUUUAACCUAUAUACUAGCUGUUCAUCGUGUGUAUAUUCAAUUCUGUGCCAUUCUGGACUGAGAUACAUGAUUUUCCUGUUUUAAGGUUGAGAAUGGAGCUCCUUGUUUCAGUCAUUUAAAGAAAUCUACAGAUAAAGAAAUCUACAGGAAUAAACUGCUUUUUUCUGUUUUAUAUUCAUGACUGACGGCACUAUUUUCUAAAAGGACUGUGCAAAUAUAUACAGUAUAUAUACUGUAAUGGACAAUAGUAUUGCCUUUCUUUAUAGUGAAUUCCUUUGACAAUGUAUCCACAGCAUCAUGUUGCAUAUCAUUUAAGCUUUUUUAUGUUUAAAGUGGUUAAAAUGAUGGUAUUGUGUUGUGCCAUAUCACCAUUUUAUUAUCUCCAAAUGUUAUAUUUCCUGUGGACAUUAAUAAAAUUACUGUUGUAUGGAGUUUCUGACACUGA
This is a messenger RNA of Acipenser ruthenus (sterlet), 2284 nucleotides long. RefSeq names its product palmitoyltransferase ZDHHC14. Gene Ontology annotation, biological process: protein targeting to membrane; peptidyl-L-cysteine S-palmitoylation. Gene Ontology annotation, cellular component: endoplasmic reticulum; Golgi apparatus. Lineage: Eukaryota; Metazoa; Chordata; Actinopteri; Acipenseriformes; Acipenseridae. The transcript is spliced from 9 exons. Gene Ontology annotation, molecular function: protein-cysteine S-palmitoyltransferase activity. The coding region runs from base 10 to 1473 and encodes 487 amino acids. The record is from RefSeq and is a predicted model, not a curated record.